CCGAUGAAGGACUGUUCCGCAAUGGAUCCCAGAAUUUGGAGCAAACUACCUCCUGAUGUUAUGGAACACAUACUGUUGUUGCUCCCUCUCAAGACUUUGUUGAAUCUUAGACCCACUUGCAAGGCCUUCACCUCUCUCCUCUUCUCUCCCUCCUUCAUCUCCAAACACUCUUCUUCUUCACCCUUCUCUUCCUUUCUCUUACUCUCUCACCCUCAGUAUCCCCAUCACUUCCCUCUCUACGAUUCCCAGCUUUGCUCUUGGCGGAACUUUUCUCCCUCCCUUCACUGCUCUUCUUCCUCCACUCUUCUCUCUUCCUCCGGUGGCCUCUUUUGUCUCUCCGAUCCCAGUUCUUCUUCCUUUCUUGUCUGCAACCUCUUUGUUAAGUCGUCUAGAAAGAUCGAAUACCCAAUUCCCUCUCUUCACUUGGGCCAUCUCACUCUUGUUACUACCCCUGUUGGGUAUAACAUAGUGCUUCUUUGUUCAGAGUCAGCUUCAAAUAGUGCUUUUGUUUAUGACUCCAAAGUACUUUCUUGGCGUCGUUUUGAGGGUUUCAGUGCCGUUCUCAGCGACAAUUAUCACCAACGAGGCACUUUCUUUGAUGGGGGUUUGUAUUUCACCACCCCAGAACCGUUUUCUGUGGUACGUUUUGACUUGGAGAGUGGAAAGUGGGAGAGACUCGUCGGUGAAUUACCAAACGAACUCACUUUUGUGAGAUUGACGAGUGAUGGAGAGGGUAAGUUGUAUUUACUUGGUGGGGUUGGGGACAAUGGAAUAUCAAGGAGCAUCAAGUUGUGGGAAAUGGGUGGAGAAGGGGAUUGGGUUGAAAUGCAAAGGUUGCCAGAGAUGAUGUGUCGAAAAUUUGUGUCCGUUUGUUAUCAUAACUAUGAGCACGUUUAUUGCUUUUGGCACGAUGGAAUGGUAUGCGUUUGCUGCUACACGUGGCCAGAGAUGUUGUAUUACAGUGUUUUGAGGAGAACUUGGCGUUGGCUUCCCAAGUGCCCAUAUUUGCCUCUUAAAUGCAGCUGUGGUUUCAAGUGGUUUUCUUUUGUUCCAAAGCUUUAUGCUUCGGUCUGAGUACGUUCUCUUGUUUGGUUGUAUGCAGGGUUCAGUGUCGGAUGCUUUGAUUAGUAUCAUCUUGAACUCAUCAUAUUAAUAAUAAUGCAUUGAUUUUA
Molecule: messenger RNA, 1172 nt
Organism: Abrus precatorius (Indian licorice)
Lineage: Eukaryota; Viridiplantae; Streptophyta; Magnoliopsida; Fabales; Fabaceae
Product: F-box/kelch-repeat protein At5g43190-like
Exons: 1
Coding region: 4-1074 (356 amino acids)
Molecular function (GO): protein binding
Source: RefSeq, a predicted model, not a curated record